This is a messenger RNA of Perkinsus marinus ATCC 50983, 2511 nucleotides long. RefSeq lists its product as hypothetical. Gene Ontology annotation, biological process: 7-methylguanosine mRNA capping. Gene Ontology annotation, molecular function: methyltransferase cap1 activity. The coding region runs from base 1 to 2511 and encodes 836 amino acids. NCBI's taxonomy places the organism in Eukaryota, Perkinsozoa, Perkinsida, Perkinsidae. The record is from RefSeq and is a predicted model, not a curated record. The transcript is spliced from 18 exons. Gene Ontology annotation, cellular component: cytoplasm; nucleus.
AUGUCUGAGCCCCAGCAAGAUGGGGGUACCAGGGGUGCGGCAGUAGAGGAGGGCUCUUUGGGGUAUGGGGAGAGAGAGGCGAGCGGUGGGGCUACCUCUAUGCAAGUGAAUGAGAGUGAGGGAGGCUCGGCUGGGUCUUACUCUUUGGGGAACGAUUAUCAGAAAAGCACAGGAGGUGGGUCAUGGGGUAAUGAUGAUUGGUCGAAAUGGAAGGGUAGCUCUGAGGAGAUUCUUGGUGGGGUCAGAGCCGUGGGGGAGGGUGGGGCGAGCAGUCGUCUGGUCGGAGUAAUAGAGGCUAUGGGAGGAACAACGAUUGGGGUAGUGGUGGAGGAGGAGGAGGAGGUUAUCGGUGGUCAAACUAUAAGAGACCUCGCGAUUAUGAUUACAAUCAUCAGAACAAGCCGACAGCCUGACUAUGAUGAGAAUAAACCAUUGCCGCACUACUUUCCGGAUAGGAACAUGCUCAAAACUGAUAUCAUAAAGCACCUUUACGAAUUCCCUCGCGCUGAGAACCCUGAUAGAGACUUCAUGCGGAACCUACCACACUCCGCUGAACCUUGUGAGAAAUGCAAGAUGGAGAAUAAGCAGUGCAUCUGUGACACAGCGAAUACACUGGGGGCGACUUCCCAUCCUCGGAAUGCAGGAAUACCCGAUACGGUGAAGGAGGCUAAGAGGAAGCUCAACGAGACCAAGUGCCAGCUGGACGGUCUCGACUUGGAGUCGUGGAAACCUCAUACGAGGAGCACACUCGUUACGUCGUUUGUGGUACGGGAAGUGAGGAAUUAUUCCCAGGCGGAGCUGUGUACCAACGCCUGGUGUAAGAUGAUGGAGAUGCUGGAGGCCAUGCCUCUCGUGCCCAAAGAGCCCUUCUUACUGAUCUAUAUAGGGACCAUGCAUCUUUGUGAGUGCCCUGGAGGAUUCAUAUCUGCUACCAAUCACCACCUAAGAACUAAGCAUCCGAGGAUGAAGAACUGGCAGUGGAUGGCUAUAACGUUGAAUCCGUACUUUGAAGGGAACAGUCUGACAGCAAUGAUUGACGAUGACGCCUUUUAUCGAGAGACUUAUCUCAAGUGGAGCACUGGGGUCGAUGAUAGCGGCAACAUUAUGGCGUAUAGGAAUGUUCGAGAUUUGGUUGAGAGGGCACAGAGGAAACAGCAAGUGUGCGAUAUAGUCACGGCAGAUGGCUCUGUGGAUUCACAGUUCGAUGCAAACAACCAGGAACGGAUCACGACUCGACUGCAUUUCUCGGAGUUGGUGGCAGCACUCGGCCUUUUACGUACUGGAGGAUCGCUGGUGUUGAAAAUGUUCACACUAUUUGAGCCCUCCUCUAAGGCUAUCAUCUGGCUGGUCCGAGCUAUGUUUGAUCGAUGUAUAGUAUGCAAGCCCGAGAUGAGUAAACCUGGGAAUUCGGAGGUUUAUGUAGUCGGCCUUGGUUUUGGUUUUAUCCGUUCGGCAGUGCUGAACCGUCUGAUGGCGCUGAUGGAGGAUGACGCCUUGUGGGCUGGCUUUGAGGCGGGUGAUGACGAGCUGCUCGAGAGGGCUAUUGUGCCGGAUGCUUGGAUGUCCGAGGAUUUCACGAAGGCUUUUGCGAAGUGCUCAGCUUACUUCUCGACUCAGCAGACAGACUACAUUGAGCGCAAUCUACGUCUUUUCAAAGAAUUCCCCUUCGAGGAAAAGCAGCUGAUCAAUGCCAGGAAAAGGAGUUAUCCGACAGCUUUUAUUGAGAGGUUGGACUUACGUCGUCUUAAGGAGGAGGAUAAGAUUGUCCCUGAUCCGGCGAUUCCUUUAAAUCAAGGGGGCAAUAUCAACAGUACCAGGUCCUUGCCGACAGCUGGUAAAGCUAACAAGAGCGGCACUCAGUCUUCUAGGGCCGAGUUUAGGAGGCUCUAUGAGCAGACUCAGGGUCGGAGAGCAGACCUAGCUAAGGAGAAGCCACAUGCUGGGUUCGUCCCGACUGAAGGCGGUUCGACGGUGAUGAAGGGGGCUCGAGCAGAGGAGGAUGAGGAGAAGGUGCCGGCUAUUGGCAGCAACUUGAGCAAGGCACUGUUGGAGAAAGCGGGGUUGACAGGAGAGGGUCUCAAGCAUGGCAACCCGAUAGUUGAAGUGGAGAACCGGCGGCCCACGGAUCGCCGAGGUCUUGGGCACGGCUCUGUAGGGGAGUCUUCUGGCGGGCCGAUGGUGAUGCAUGCCAAGCCGGCAAUGAAAAUGAGGAGGGAGCUGGAGAAUACUCUGCUGGGGAAAAUCAGUAGCGGUGACUAUUUGAAAGAGUCAUGGUACGUAGAGGGUGGUGGUAUGUUCACUGAGUGUGGGGUGCCGUUGGAGCCCUAUGAAGUGAAGUUAUCCAAGUUCGCUGACUCGGAUGCUCUUGAUAAAGUCGUCUAUUAUCGCACUGAAGCGGCAUGGGAGCAGCAGAGUGGCAGAGUGGAAGUGCCGAAACCAGCAGAAGACGAGAGUGCGCUCGAGGAGAUAAGGAAAGUGGCGGGCUUUGUGGAGGUCCCUCUUGGGGAGUAA